Messenger RNA from Alligator sinensis (Chinese alligator), 3680 nucleotides. RefSeq names its product leucine rich repeat neuronal 2 (gene LRRN2). The transcript has a single exon. NCBI's taxonomy places the organism in Eukaryota, Metazoa, Chordata, Crocodylia, Alligatoridae. The record is from RefSeq and is a predicted model, not a curated record. Gene Ontology annotation, cellular component: extracellular matrix. The coding region runs from base 258 to 2432 and encodes 724 amino acids. Gene Ontology annotation, molecular function: protein binding.
AGGAGGAACCCCAAAAAUGCAGCCACGUGCCAAAAUGAUUGGCUUCGGGAGGAGAAAGAGGAGAAGCUUUGACUAGAGGCCCACGCGCUGCCCAGCGUAUUAUGACCUCUUCCACUGGGAAGGCCAAGCUGGGCCGCCUUCCACGGGGACACUAGCACCCUGGGAGCACACUGUGAAGGGUAGAAGGGCCUAGUGGGGCGUGGGUUUUUUCUGCUUGCUCUGCUUCCGCCACGCCGUCUCCCCAUGCCCAGUUCUGGAUGUGCCCAAUGAAUGUUUUCAUCUUGGGAGGAGCUCGGUCUUGCCCAUUAAAAAUGAGACACUUUCAAAUGAACUUGCUUUUCCUCUGUGUGGCAACUGUUGCAGCCAUCCCCAUCGUGCCCUGGAAGGUCAAAUGCCCACUGCAGUGCAUCUGCCAGAUCAGGCCAUGGUACACCCCCCGAUCCGCCUACAGGGAGGCGACCACUGUGGACUGCAAUGACUUGUUCAUCUCCACGGUGCCUGAGAGCUUGCCAGAGGGGACCCAGACCCUGCUCUUGCAAAGCAACAACAUCGCUAGGAUCGACCAGAGUGAGCUGGACUAUCUGAAAAAUCUCACCGAGCUGGACCUGUCGCAGAACAGCUUCUCCAGCGUCUGGGACUUCGGCCUGAAGAGCAUGCCCCAGCUGCUGAGCCUCCACCUGGAAGAGAACCAGCUGGCCGAGUUGCCCGAUAACAGUUUCUCUGGCCUGGCCAACCUCCAGGAGCUGUACCUGAACCACAACCAGCUGCGCAGGAUUUCCCCCAGGGCCUUCUCAGGGCUCAAUAACCUCCUUCGACUCCACCUGAACUCGAAUCUGCUGAGGACAGUCGACAGCCGCUGGUUCCAGAUGCUCCCCAGCCUAGAGAUCCUCAUGAUCGGGGGCAACAAGGUGGAUGCCAUCUUGGAUAUGAACUUCAGGCCACUGUCGAACCUGAGGAGCUUGGUUCUGGCUGGGAUGAACCUGAGGGAGAUCUCAGAUUAUGCCCUGGAGGGCCUGAGGAGCUUGGAGAGCUUGUCCUUCUAUGACAACAAGCUGAUGAACGUCCCCAAACGGGCACUGCAGCAAGUCCCCGGCCUUAAAUUCCUGGACCUGAAUAAAAACCCGCUACAGAGGAUUAAGCAGAGUGACUUCACCAACAUGCUGCACCUCAAGGAGCUGGGACUGAACAACAUGGAGGAGCUGGUUUCCAUAGACAAGUUUGCCUUGAUCAACCUCCCGGAGCUGACCAAGCUGGAUGUGACCAACAACCCCAAGCUGUCUUUCAUCCACCCCAGUGCUUUCCACCACCUCCCCCAAAUGGAAACCCUCAUGCUCAACAACAACGCCCUAAGUGCCUUGCAUAAGCAGACAGUAGAGUCCCUACCCAACCUGCAGGAGAUCAGCAUCCACAGCAACCCCAUCCGCUGCGACUGCGUCAUCCGCUGGGUCAACAGCACCGAGAACCACAUCCGCUUCAUCGAGCCGCAGUCCACGCUGUGCGCCGAGCCCCCGGACCUGCAGAGGAGGCACAUCCGGGACGUGCCCUUCCGGGAAAUGACCGACCGGUGCCUACCCCUCAUCUCCGCCAAGAGCCUCCCCUCCCGCGUGGAGGUGGCAGACAGCGAGAACAUCUCACUGCACUGCAGGGCCCUGGCAGAACCCGAGCCGGAGAUCUACUGGGUCACACCGUCGGGGGUCAAGUUGAUCCCGUACUCUGAAGAUGGGAGGUUCAAGGUGCACCCUGAAGGGACUCUGGAGAUUCACCAGAUCACUGCACGGGAGGCUGGGUUGUACACGUGCGUGGCCCACAACCUCAUCGGUGCCGACACGAAGACCAUCAGGCUGACAGUCAACAGCUCCUUCCCUGUCAGCGAGGACAGCCUGGAGCUCCUGGUGAAGGAAGUCCAGGCCUAUCACAUCCUGGUGACGUGGAAGCCGCACCUCAACACCGUCUCCUCUAACCUCACCUGGUCCAGCUUUGCUUUCAGCUCCAGCUUGGACCUCACCAACGUAGCUCGGAUCCCUGCGGGCACCCACACAUACAACAUCACCCGGCUCCACCAGGACACUGAAUACUGGGCCUGCCUUCACGUGGUAUUUGUAGACUUGCAGACCAAGGUGGCCUGUGUGAAUGCCAGGACUAAAGAGGCCAGCUAUCGCUAUAGGUACCUGGAGAGUAGGCAGAGCAUCUUGACGGUGCUGGCCCUUUGCAUCUUGCUGCUCUCCAUCAGCCUCAUAGGCCACUAUGGCUUCGGUUCCUUCAGGCCACAGCCUGGGAGCCCGGAGAAGCUGCUCCCCCACUGCAUACCAUGGAAGCCGGGUUCUUCCUCGGUGCGCGUGGUCUAUCCUCCUUUCAUCCAACCCUGGGAUCAAGGGCAGCAUGGGGACAAGCUUCUCGCUGUGGAAGUGCAAGCAACGCCCCUGGACUCUUGAAGGUCACCCUGCUGAAGCAUGGUGGGGACAGUGUGAGGGGCGGAGGGAAGGCAGGAGAAACUGGAUUUUUUUUUAUUUUUUUUUUACCAAAAAGCGGGGGAAAAAUUAAAAAAAAAAAAAAAGACCUGACCGACGAACACAGCAGCAUGGCAGACAGAGCAGGCAUGGCCCCCAGGGUAGGCCUUGCCAUGUGCCUCUGCCCACGUGCCCCACCCAAGUCACCCCUCAACCUUUGGCCAAACAGAUUGUCUCCCUUACAGACAACGCUCUGGUGCAGAGGGAAAGGUCCACGAGCAAAGCUCGUCCGGAGAUAGGGCAUGGAGGGCAAUGCCCAGAGCAGAAAGCCUGAGCUGGGGAGCACCUUGCUCUGCUUGUGAACAGCCAUACAGUUGACCCUGCCCAUGUUCUCCAGCAACCCAGCUGCCACGAGCCCAGUCGGACAGUCCCUGUCUUGGAAAUACAAAAAAGGCCUUUCCCUGGGGAUAGGAUCUUUUUCAUUUUUGCCCUCUGAGCAGCCAUUAAUACCCAUAAAUCCAACCUGCCAACCCCCUUUCUACACCAGGUUUUUGCUCACUUGCGGUCACCUUCAGGAACCUGGGGGAGGGAAAGGUGAUGACUGGGGCUAGCGAAACAAAAAAAGAAAUGAUGAUGAUGAUGAUGAUGCAUCUCCAAAUUGCCUAGCAACAACUUCCUGGAUCUGGCCGAAUUCUGCUGGGAAAAGCCAAUUGGAUGCUGUAACCCAAGAGCUUAAUUUCAAGGCUAUUUUGUAAACUUUUGUGGAUAAUGUUACAAAAAGAAAAAAAAAAAGUGGGGAGGGGAAAAGGAAAUUCUUGCUUUUCUGUUUUUGUAAAAAAAACAACCCACACAAAAUCCUUUGUACACUGGUCUAUAGCUAGAAGGCUUCAUGCUAGAAAAACAUGGCUUCAGAUACAGGCAGGGGGGAUGGAUAGAUGGGGAGAAGGGGGAGGAAACUUUGAUGUGAGAGAGGUUCCAAGAACAAAGUCUCAUCUUUGAGAACGGCUUCACUUUGCCCUCUGCGCACAUCCCACCGCAUAACUUGCAACAUCUCAGGAGAUGAAAGAGGACGGAGUCUUUAUGGGGUGGGGAGAGAGGAUGAACAUUCAAUUCGCCAGUGCUGUCAUCGCCUCUCUUUGUCUGAUAAGCAAUUAAAAUUGCAAAUGAAACACACCAGUGGACAACGUGAGUCCCCCCUGUCUGUUUCUUAUUACGCCAAACCAAAAGAGGCUG